Messenger RNA from Tetrahymena thermophila SB210, 966 nucleotides. Its product is annotated as casein kinase. Gene Ontology annotation, biological process: signal transduction; peptidyl-serine phosphorylation. The record is from RefSeq and is a predicted model, not a curated record. NCBI's taxonomy places the organism in Eukaryota, Ciliophora, Oligohymenophorea, Hymenostomatida, Tetrahymenidae. The transcript is spliced from 7 exons. Gene Ontology annotation, molecular function: protein serine/threonine kinase activity; ATP binding. Gene Ontology annotation, cellular component: cytoplasm; nucleus.
AUGGCUAUUAGAGUUGGUGAGAGAUAUAGAGUUGGGAGAGUAAUUGGUUAAGGAAGCUUUUGCAAUGUUAAAUUAGGUUAUGAUACUUAAAAUGAAGAUAAGGAAGUGACAAUUAAAUUAGAAGAAAAAAAAUCUCCUCAUUUACAGUUGCUAUUUGAAGCUAAGGUUUACAGAAUUUUAUAAGGCGGAUUAGGAAUACCAAAUGUCCACUGGUUUGGAUAAGAAGGUGAUUUUAAUAUUAUGGUGAUGGAUAACUUAGGUCCUAGUUUAGAAGAUUUAUUUAAUUAUUGCAAUAGAAAGUUUUCUUUAAAGACUGUGCUAAUGAUUGCUGAUUAAAUGAUUGAAAGAAUCGAAUAUUUACAUACAAACAAUUUUAUACAUAGAGAUUUAAAGCCAUCUGAUUUUUUAAUUGGAUUAGGGAAAUAAGCAGAUAUUAUAUAUUUAAUUGAUUAUGGAUUAGCUAAAAAAUUUAGAGAUGCUCGUACUACUCUUCAUAUUCCUUACUAAUCUGCAAAAUCACUUACUGGAACUGCCAGAUUCAGUUCUAUCAAUACACAUCUUGAAAUAGAGUAAAGCAGAAGAGAUGAUUUAGAAAGCAUUGGCUACUGUCUUGUUUAUUUUUUGAAAGGAAGUCUUCCUUGGAUAGGAAUUAAGGCAGAGAGUAGAAUAGAGAAAUAUUAAAAAAUAGCCGAUAAAAAGAUAUCUACUCCUAUUGAGGUGCUUUGCGAAGAUCUACCAGAGGAGUUUAUAACCUAUCUUAAAUACUGCAGAAGUCUCAAAUUUGAAGAAAAACCUGACUACGUUUUGAUCAGAAGAAUAUUUAAAGACCUCUUCUUUAGAUGUGAAUAUAAAUGGAAUACAAUUUUUGAUUGGGCAGAAGUUGCAGUUAAUUAAGAAAAAGAAGAAUACGAAGCACUCAGACAGGACGUUUUAUUAAAGGAGCAUGAAGAUUAAUAAAAUUAAUGA